This is a messenger RNA of Paramecium octaurelia, 1832 nucleotides long. Lineage: Eukaryota; Ciliophora; Oligohymenophorea; Peniculida; Parameciidae. The record is from the annotation of a GenBank genome assembly.
AUGCUUUCGAUUAAAUUAGGAUUAGGACUAACUCUCCUUCUGAUCUUCAAUUGGACACUACUCCUAUUCUACUUUGCUUAUAUGACAUAAGACCAGGAGUUUAACUUGGCAGAGACAAAGCUACUCAUAAACAACAUCUUUGAACAUCAUAUAUAUGAAUCAGACACAAAAGAUCAGAUUUAAAUAGAUGCUUAAAUAGAAAUGGGUGAAGAAGAGGAAUUCUAAUUUGGAGAAGAGAAUGAAAAAGAAAUUUAAUUUAUUGAUGAUACCAAAGGAGAUCUUGUGGCUGUGGGAGAUGAUGAUGUAGACAAUAUUUAUGAUUACACAAUAUAAGUCUUGAAAGACAUCAAUCCCAUCAAACAAAGCAUUUUGUAUACUAAUGAACCAAUACGUUAAUAAACAUAACUCAAUAUCCUCAAAGAUAAUCAUUAUUGUGAAUUAAAUAACCUAUACGUUAUAACGAAUCCUUAAUUACCAAUUAACAUCAUCACAGAUUAUCCAAAUGAUAAUAUUAUCACCUUUGCCUUAGAUGCUGCAGGCAAAGAUCUACUUCCAGAUGUAAUACUAGAAAGUAAUAAAUUAUAUCAUCUUCCAUUCAAUGCCACCAUCUUCUUUAUGGAGAACCUUAAUUUUCAUAAGUAUUUUGAAAUUGGCUCUUAAUUUCUGUGCAAUUUCCAAGCUUACAAUCACAUCCCUGGAAUAGAAAUAUUAUUUAAAAAAUCAUCUCUUUAUUAAAUUCUAUAGAGUACACAAGUACCUAUUCCAGAAACCUUCAUUAUGAAUAGUACAUCAUCAUAUACUAUUACUUAGACAAUACAUAAUGUUUAGAAUAUUUUAAGCAAUACAAGAACUUAAAUGAGUCUGAAUAUUUGGUUAAGAAUCACAUUAAACGAUAAAUUUAAUAAUAGACCCUUGAACACAGAUACAUAAGAAGGAAAUACCAGGAUGGCAAAAAUUGUGGCAUUGUGAUUGAUGAUCUCAUCAUAUAAAAGAAGGUUGAAAACAGACAAAAGAGAUUCUUUGCAAUGUUGUUGAUUAGCUUUGUAGAUCCAUUCUAGUAUUAGAUAUUCGAUGGCUUCUAUUAUAAGAUAUAAAAAGUAAAUUAGUCUUCAAUUAGGGUGUUCCUGUAGAUCAUCAAAGAUAUAAUGAGACAAUUAGCAAAAUGAUCACAGAUCAAGUUGAACAAUUUAUACACAAAAUCUCAAUCCUCAAAGAUAAUAGAUUCUUCUCACUACUGAGAAUGGAAUUUAUUGAAGCAGAUGAUAUCUAUCUUAUGUCUAUAAGUAUCUUUUCAAUUAAUAUAUAGCUCCAAAUAUUGAUAAAGAUCCAUAAAUCAAAGAUUAUAUGACAAGUCUUGUAGUCUCUACAUUGUAAUUAAUUAAUUUCCAAUAAAUCCAAAGACUAUCCCUGUAUCAGAUUGAAAGUCAUUAUCAUUAUUGAGAAUAUUAGUUAAUAAAUUAUAUAAAUUAAACAACAAAAGGAUAAAUUACCAAUAGGGGAUUUCAAAGGGAAGGAAAAUGUAUUCAAAUAUUUCUAAUUCCUACAGUUUUUGAAUAAGAAGGUCCCGAGAAAUAUAAAAUCUCAUUAUGAUCGAAUGUUUAACCCAAAAGCGGAGGAAUAGAAAAGUUUCUCUAAAAUUACCCUGAAGCUGUUAUUGGAACAAAGGUACCUUCUUUUCAAAAACCAGAAUGUAAACUUUAUUAUGAAAAAUGCAAAGACACAUAACAAAAUUAUCAAGAGAUUAAAUUAUAAAGAAAGUGAACCUUAAAUAAAUAAAUCAGAAAACCCAUUAGUGACACGAAAUCAUAAAUUACUUAAAAAUCAAAAAUGAC